AUGGACACGAGCGCAGAUCAAGAAGGAGGAAGAGGCCUCGAAGAGGCUGCAGCGGCGCAGGCGCCCGCGAAGAAGAAGAGCAGCAAGCGGCGCGGGCUGAGGAACGAGCUGGGCCAGCUCAACAAGGAGAAGCAGAAGUGGAACACGAGGGCCGAGUGGCGCGACAGCAAGUUCGUGCUCGGCGCCGGCAGCAGCAAGAAGAGCGCACCACGCACCACGAAAGAGGAACAAGACGAGGUCAACGACGUCGAGAAGGAAGAGGAAGAGAAAGAGAAGGAAGAGGAGGAGGAAGAAGAGACGAGCAAGGCGAAGCCGAAGAAGACGGUAAGCAAGGCGACGAAGAAGACGACGACGAGCAGCAAGCGUCAAGCGAAAGAGCCCAAAAAGGUGAAGGAGGAGGAAGAUGAGUUGAUUGACGUGGAAGACUGCGAGGAGGCGGGCGCCGGCGCCAAGGAGGAGUCCGGAGGAGACGAGCCGGUUCUCCCCGCGGUCAGGAAGCGCGUGGUUGCGCGAAGAAAGAACGAAAAGAUGAAGAAGAGCGAAAGCGAAGACGAAGACCAAGACGAAGACCGGAAGACGACAACGACGGCGGGAGAUCAACGCGGCGGCGGCGGCGGUGGUGGUGGUGACGAGAUGGACGUCGAGGCCGCCGCCGCACCCAGCCUGACGAUGAUGGAGCCGCCCGAGACGCCGCGCCGCCGUGUGGCCAGACGCAAGGGCAAGCCGGUCGCCGUAGCCCGGCGAGACGACGAAAAAGCCCAUGAUGAUGACGUCGCACCGCGGCGCGGGCCGUACGCAAACGAAGGCGCAGACGAUCGUGACAGCGAGCCGCAGGCCAAAAAGCGAAAGCGAGAGGUCGACGACGACGAUGAAGAAGAAGAAGAAGAAGAAGAGCGGAGAGGAGGUCGUGAGGUGAAGAUGGAGAAGGAGGAGGAGGAGCCGGUGGUCCACAUGCCGACGCCCAGACCCGCCGCGAAGGUGAAGCGUCGCAGGAUGCGAGGCGAGGUGGCUCUGCUGACCGCCGAUGCGCUCAAGCAGAACACCCGCUACGACCGCCGCACCGCGCCCGCCGUCAAGCGACUGGCCUUCGGCUCCAAGGAAAGCGAAAGCGAAGGCGAAGACGAGGUAAAGAACGAAGACGAAGACGACGACGGGGAGGAGCUGCAGAAGCAACAGAAGAAAGGUAGCACGAAGAUGAAGAAGCCGCCUGCCACGAAGAAGACUAGUACGGCGACAAAGAAGAAGCAAAUGAAGGUGAAAGAGGAGAAAAACGACAACGAUGAAAGCGAAGAAGCGAACGGUGGCGAUGAAGAAGAAGAGCGAAAGAAAAAGAAAAAGACGAAGAAGCGGAGUUCGCUGACGAGGGGUUGCGAGGAGGGCCUGCGCUUCGUGGAGCGGCCCAUACCCCGGAGUCCCGUCCUGGGCCGUCGUGGCCACGACCUCAGCCCGCGCUCCCGCCGACCGCCCAGCCCGUUCCUCCCGUCGCCGCCCGCCUCGCCCAUCGACCAGAGAAGCCCGCGCGCGGCCGCCAAGGCCAAAGCCAAGGCCGCCAAGUCCAGGGCUCCGGCCAGAGGCAAGAAGCGAUCACGAGACGAAAGCGAAAGCGAAAGCGAAGACGAAAGCGAAAGCGAUGGCCAAGAAGAGAAAGACAAGAAGAAGAAGAAAAAGAAGGAGAAGAAGAGCAAGAAGAAGCCGAACAAGCGACCACGAACGAUAAAGAAAGAAAAAGAGGAGGAAGACGAACACGAUGAGGAAGAAGAAGAGGAGGAAGAGGAGGAAGAGGAGGAACGGCCGAAGAGUCGGAGAGCACCGAAGGGACGACGGCAGCGGGGCGCCAAGGUGGUGGUGAAAAGAGAGAAGAACGAAGACAGCGACGAAGAGGAAGAGGUGCGGGUGGUGGACGACGACUUUGACGAGGUGCGGAGCGGGGACGAGGGCGGCGGCUACGAACUGGCGCGCGUCCUCAGGUGCCACUCGACCAACGAAAACGACCGGCGCGAUGACGGCCCCAGCGUGUACUCCGCCGCCUUCCACCCGCAGCACAAUCACAUCGUGGCUACGGCGGGAGGAGACAGCGUGUGCGUGUAUGACUGUCGCGACAAGAAACUGCUCAAGAAGUACAAGCACCCGCCGCAGGCCGGCGAGGAAACGUUCUACUCGCUGGCGUGGACGAUGCUGCCGCACCGGUCGCGACGCGGAGACUUCAGCAUGCCCGUCAUCGCUGCCGGAGGCAAGCAAGGGGACAUCAAGUUGAUCGACGUGGACUCGGCGCAGCUGUUUGCCGUUCUCCAGGUGCCAGCCGUACCCGGCAUGCCCGCCGGUCCACUACGGGAGGUGCAGCACAUCGCGUUCUCGCCCGUCCAUCCCUGGCUCAUGUUCACCGGACACGCCAGCGGCAGCAUCCUCGUGUGGAGCAUCUCCGCGCCCAAGCAGGGCGCCCAAUCUCGGUGUGUGGCUCAUCUGGUCGGGCACACGAAGCACGUGUAUGAUCUGAGCGUGUCGCCGAAUGGCGAGCAGGUGGUCUCGGGCAGCGGCGACGAGACCAUUCGCCGAUGGAAGCUCCCCGCCGGCUUCGACGCCAAAGCGACCCUCGCUGGCGAGCAGAUCGUGUUGAAGCCGCAAUCGACGUGGCAAAACCUGUUCGAGGUCGAGCACGAAGUCGACACAGCCCAGUUCGUGACGGACAAUACCGUGGUGUGCAAGAACGCGGGGAGUGGCAGCGUCCUGCUGCUCGACAUUGAGGCCAAUCCCCCACGGGUACUGGCGCGGCUGGGGUGGACCCUGAAGGACGCCGAUCCCGAGGACAACCUCGCCAUCUUCAUCAAGGGCAACGUCACCCGCCCUGCCGCUGGAGAGGACCAGCUGCUGGUGUUGGGCACGGGCGAUGGGCGGGUCAACGUGUACAACCUCACCUCCGCCCUGCGUAGCCAGGCCGCCGCCGGCGAGGUCGACGUCAUGUCCACCGGCAAGCUCCACUCGCGCGAACUGGGAUUGUACGCGGAGCGUAGCAAGGGCGUGGGCAAGGCGAUCUACUGCGUGGCGCGGAGUAGCGACGGCCAGUACCUGGUGGCCAGCGGGUGCGACAACCUCGUCUACAUCUGGCAACGACAACCAUGA
Messenger RNA from Acanthamoeba castellanii str. Neff, 3117 nucleotides. RefSeq names its product WD domain, Gbeta repeat-containing protein. Bases 1 to 3117 code for a protein of 1038 amino acids. The record is from RefSeq and is a predicted model, not a curated record. Lineage: Eukaryota; Discosea; Longamoebia; Acanthamoebidae. The transcript is spliced from 11 exons. Gene Ontology annotation, molecular function: protein binding.